AAUCUCUCAUCCUCCUUUUUUCCUCUAUAUGUAGAACUAAACAACACUCAUUUCCUUUUCAAUAAAAUUGAACUUAUAUUUCUGUGUAUGAAACUAUACUUCCAAUUUCCAUCACUGUGAAAAUGGCCUUCAGAACAAGGUAUUGGAAAUCCAUGGUGAACGCCAUGGAGGCAAAUCGAUCAUUUGCUUCUUCAACUGCUCCAAGAUUUUCCACUGCUGGUGGUUCUACGCAUGCCAAUCCUACACCCCACAAAUCCAAGUUCUCUAUGAAUGGGGAUAUGGCACCAGUGUAUGUAUUGGGUGGAACAUUAUCAUUGGCAAUAGGAUUAUGCCUCUUCACAAUGAAACAACAGUUGUUUCAUGGUCCUGGUGUUUAUGUCACAAAAAAGAAGAGAGAGAACCUUGCUGAAGUUGAUUUCCCAGAUGCAAUGGCUGGUUCUGCUAACAAGUAUAUUGACAAGUCUGUCUUGAGGAAAAUUGGCAGAAUCCAAGAGCCUAAUUCUCAAUAUGACCUUGACCCUUACACCAGGCCAAGAAAAGUUGAGUCCCUGAAAUCAGUUGGAGCUUAAGACAAAAUUGGAAAGUUUAACCACACAAGUCCUUUGAAAAUAGGUUUCCCUUUUUUCUAAUUUAGUUUUGCUCCCAUGGCACCAUAUAUGUUGUAAUAAAGUGCCAUAAAUUAGAGGAGAGUAGGUUUUGUCUUCCUUUAUUAAUUUGGGAUGUGUCUAUUUUUCACUUUUUUUAUUUAUUUAUUAUAGUUCUGAUCAAUUUCAUGUUGUUGGAUUUUGGAGAUUUUGUACUACAUUAGCUUUUUCUUUAAUUGCCAUUUUAUUUGAUUAAGCAUGUA
Lycium barbarum (goji berry) is the source of this 847-nucleotide messenger RNA. RefSeq lists its product as uncharacterized. NCBI's taxonomy places the organism in Eukaryota, Viridiplantae, Streptophyta, Magnoliopsida, Solanales, Solanaceae. The record is from RefSeq and is a predicted model, not a curated record. Bases 123 to 569 code for a protein of 148 amino acids. The transcript has 4 exons.